This is a messenger RNA of Cyprinodon variegatus (sheepshead minnow), 1361 nucleotides long. RefSeq names its product uromodulin-like (gene zpd). The transcript is spliced from 10 exons. Bases 116 to 1288 code for a protein of 390 amino acids. NCBI's taxonomy places the organism in Eukaryota, Metazoa, Chordata, Actinopteri, Cyprinodontiformes, Cyprinodontidae. Gene Ontology annotation, cellular component: apical plasma membrane; cell surface. Gene Ontology annotation, biological process: neutrophil migration. The record is from RefSeq and is a predicted model, not a curated record.
UGAUUGGAGAGCUGCAGGUGUGGAAACAUCUUUAGAAGCGGAGAGCGUCCCUAUCGAGCCAAAGUUUUAAAAUCAGCGCGGAGAAAUAGAAACAAACUGAUUUUUAUUCUGCAAAAUGAGGCCGUCCUGUCUAAAGGUAUUGGUGCUUUUACUCGGCUUCACGUGUCUCGGAGUUGAAGGAAUCUGCAGCGUGGAGCAUUGCACCGACCCAACAAGGUGCGCCCUGUCUGAAGACCAGAGGAGCUGCAGAUGCGCCACCGGCUUUUAUUCUGCACGAUGCGACCAAAGUGCUCAGAUUAAAGUUGUGUGUGGCAGAGACUACAUGAGCAUCAGAGCCACAGAAGAUUUCUUCUUGUACCACAAAGUGCCGCUGGAGGCUCUGCAUUUGCCCAACAAAUCCUGUCGGGCUCAGAGGGAAGUCAUUGGAGACACCUCGUACUACAUGUUCCGGAUCUCCAAGGAGAAAUAUUUGGUCUGUGGGGGAAAACCUCUGACGAAAAAUUCAACCCACCUUCUUUACUCGCUGACUGUCCAAUCAGAGCCGCAGAUUAAGGGGAAUAUAAUCAGAGACCCAAACUUUAAAAUGGACUUCACAUGCAUCUAUCCUCAUAUCAGAACCGUCAGCCUGCCUUUUCCGGUCUCCCCCAUCUCCAGUGAGAUGAUGAUGCGGAUAGAUGAGAUGGAGGCCACCAUACAGAUGCUGCUUUAUGCUGACCACACCUUCACCAAUGCCUACACCCAUACUCCAACUAUUGAGCUCAAUCACAAGGUUUACAUAGAGGUGGCUGUGACGGUGCCUGAAGAUUACUUCCUGCUGCGAGUCAAUGACUGUUGGGCCACACAGUCUCCUCAGCCAAACGCUACAGAAGGACUUCUUCACAGCCUCGUUCAUAAUGGCUGUGUGGACGACCACACAGUCUCCUUCAUCAGCCAGAACGGAGACAGUUCCACCGUUCGUUACAGCUUCGACAUGUUUCGCUUCACCACAGAGCCUCAUGAGCUGUACCUGCACUGCAGUGUGCAACUGUGUGACCUGGAUGACCACAAGUCCUGCAUGCCUAGCUGUAAUGUGAUCCGUAAACGAGAAGCACUGAGGGAGUAUCCCAGCCAAGGCCUGCUGUCAUAUGGACCCAUAAGGAUUGAAAUGCCAGACCAGCCGGAGUCCAGUAUAUUGACCACCGUGGUUCUUCCUGUGGCCGGAGUCUGGACUUUAGGCUUCUUCCUCACCGUCCUCAUCAGCGUGGCCAAGGCAGGCAGCAGGAGGAUCACAAAACCUGAAGCUCACUGACAUCCAGCCGGCUGCAGUCGGCAGCAUAAACAAAGUCUUUAUUUCUGUUUUGCUCCCCUCUACAGAGGUUUCA